AUGGCUGUUUCGUCCACGGGCACUGAUAUACCUAAAGUACUGAUUUUGGGCCAUUCAUUUGUGCGUAGACUUCGCAGUGAUCUACAUGCACGUUUCGACGAGCGGGCAGCCAAAAAUUUUGACCUGCAUGGAACGCCCGAAAUAUUUAUGCAUGGCGUGGGAGGUCGAACAGUCCCAAAAUUAAGAAAGAUGGAUAUGGGGGUAAUCACUAGAAUAUCCCCUGAUAUAGUCAUUCUCGAUAUGGGAACGAAUGACUUGGCUCUUGCCCCACCUGAGGUAGGGGGUUCUGACAUCGAAGAACUUGUUCGCUCGUUGGUCGCGGAGUACUCCGUGCGCGCCGUGGUUUUGUGCCAAGUCACUCCACGUGCGACAAACAAGGGCUCUAAUUUUAAUGAGAGAGCCAAGCUUUUGAAUCAGUGCACCCGGGUAGUGAUCGAGCCCAUAGAACAAGCCAUUUGUUGGACGCAUAGAGGUUUCUCCAACCCAUCCGUAAACCCCUUUUUAUCAGACGGGGUACAUUUUAACCCCAUGGGUCAAUAUACCUUGUACAGGAGUUACCGCGGAGCGAUAAAACAUGCCGUAGGAGCAAUACGGCAAGAUGAUAAUUGAUAUGGUUAUGUCAAAUCUGUUAUUUAAGUUAGUAUUGAGUAUUUUGUGCGAACUGUGUAUUUUCCCUUGGAGCGAACAGUUUGUUCCAACGGUUGUUAGAUUUGUAUAAUAUGUGUCCUAUACCCUCCGCUAUUCUACUGUAUGUCCUCUGAUUGAGGACCUGUCUUAUAUCCUCUGAUUGAGGAUUUGUAUUAUAUCCUCUUGUUGGAAGAGUCGUCUGAUAUCCUCUGAUGGGGGAUUUGUCUUAUUUCCUCUGUUUGAGGAGUUGUCUUAUAUCCUCUGAUAGAGGAUUUGUCUUGUAUCCUCAGCUUGAGGAUUCGUCUUAUACCCUCUAGUUUGAGGAGUUGUCUUAUAUCCUCUGAUAGAGGUUUUGUCUUGUAUCCUCAGUUAAGGAUUCGUCUUAUACCCUCUUGUUUGAGGAGUUGUCUUAUAUCCUCAGAUUGAGGAUUUGUCUUAGCUUUUGGCUACACACGGCUGGUGGUGCGGCGACUCAACCUGUCAGCCAGGCCAGCCGCUGUGAAAAUUAUUAUCCAUUCUCAUAUUUUCCUAGACAAUGAGAAACUAUUUUUUAGCAGACGUGUAGUACCGUUUUGGCGCUUGCCCUCCUUUAAAUUUAUGCUACUCUCUUUAAGCUUUCUCGUUUAGAAUGCCACCUAAAAAGUUGCAAGCGAGGAAGCGAGCCCUUCGAACGACAGACGAAGGCCCAUCAGCGCAAUGCUGCCGUCGUCAAUCGACUAGGAACUCGACGUUGGCGUCCCGUUCGACUGUAGUUGUGGCAGCCGAAGAUGAUUCCAGUGGUAUACCGCCGUCCAAUGUGCCUCCUACCACGGUUCAGCAACUCGAUCCCGAACUGGUCCAAUCAAUAGUGUCUACCGUUGCAGCGGAG
This is a messenger RNA of Paramuricea clavata, 1495 nucleotides long. The record is from the annotation of a GenBank genome assembly. NCBI's taxonomy places the organism in Eukaryota, Metazoa, Cnidaria, Anthozoa, Malacalcyonacea, Plexauridae.